AUGAGCCUGCCAGAAGUGGCCAUGUCCUCCUCCAGCUCCUCAAGUGAGAUAGUAGUCAUGGAUGUAGUGGAGGGGGGCAUUGGCCACUCUGGCCAGGAGAUAGGAGAAGCAAGUGGGAGAAGCAAGCAGAAGCAGAGGCAGCCCAGGAUCUUAAAAAGAGCAGAUCCUGGAAGGAAGAAUAAAUAUGCAGAUAGCUUUCGUGCAGAGGAGAAUACAGUACUGGUAAACAAACUUUGCCAGUACUACCAAUGUAUAUUUGGGGGAGCAGCCAAAAAGAGUUCCAGAGCACAGAAGGAAAAUCGGUGGAGGAAGAUUGUGGCAGCGGUGAAUGCUGUUGGAGGGAACAACCGCACCGAGGACGUGGUGAAGAAACAGUAAGUGCACUUAUAUUCCUAAAAAAUAAUUUUCUUUAUGCCAUGUUUUAUUAAAACUUUUUUUUUUCCUCCAUGUGCUUUUGCUACACACACCCACUAGUGGCAGCUAUGCUUUUAAAGUCUUUUAAAAGUGAGGGUUGGGUCACUUAAGCACAUAGAGGGAAAAAACACCAUGUGCUUUAAAGGAACACUAUAGUGAUAGGAAUACAUGUUUGCAUUCCUGUCACUAUAACUGUGAAAACACAGUUUAACCUCCCUCUCAGCAAUGUAACUGUAAUUAAAGGGACACUCCAGUGCCAGGAGAACAAACCGCCUCCCACCCCUCAUCCCAGGGGGAGACCAAUUGUGCAUGCGCUGCCGCCGGCGGGGUGAGACCUAAUGCGCAUGCGCUGCAAUGCUGCACAUGCACAUUAGACCUCCCCAUAGGAAAGCAUUGAAAAAUGCUUUCCUAUGGGGGUUUCAGCGACGCCACUAGAGGAGGAGUUAACCCUCCAAGGUAAAUAUUGCAGUUUAUGAAAACUGCAAUAUUUAUUUACAGUUGCAGGGUUAAGGGUAGUGGGAGUUGGCACCCAGAAGUGGUCUGGGUGCUUGGAGUGUCCCUUUAAUUACUCAUCCUUAUAGCAGAGCUGUGCUCUGCCUCCUUGGCUGCGAUCUUUAUAAUUGACAAGAUCAGCAAAUCCAAUGCUUGGUCUGGGUGCCUAUAGUAUCCCUUUAAACAUGUCAGUAAACAUAUAUAUAUAGAAACAUAUUAAAGUAAUUAAUCAAUUACACAUGUCAUCAUGUCAUUGCAGUUACUACGACAUCAGGCGGAUGGUGAAGAGGAAGGUGAAGGCAGCAGCCGCCUCCAGGAAGACAGGAGGCGGUUCACAAGAACCGGACCUGCUACCCUAUGAAGAGGAGCUCCUGCAGUUCCUGGGAAGAGAAAACCUCCUUGGGAUUGAGGGGACACCUGGCACUGAAACAUCUGAAG
Messenger RNA from Pelobates cultripes (western spadefoot toad), 1344 nucleotides. Lineage: Eukaryota; Metazoa; Chordata; Amphibia; Anura; Pelobatidae. The record is from the annotation of a GenBank genome assembly.